Molecule: messenger RNA, 1557 nt
Organism: Adineta ricciae
Lineage: Eukaryota; Metazoa; Rotifera; Eurotatoria; Adinetida; Adinetidae
Source: the annotation of a GenBank genome assembly
AUGUAUGUGGUCAGGCUGGGUUUACUAGUUUUUGUUUUUCUCAUUGCUCCAUGCAAUGGGGUGUUUCGAUUUGCCAAUUAUCUUCAAGAUCAUAUGGUUUUACAACGUGCACCACAACGGGCAAUUGUAUGGGGAUAUGGUGAUGCAAAUGCAUCGGUUACAUUGAAAAUGAAUGAUAAAAUCUAUACGACAAUGACGCGCAAGGAGCCGACGAAUGCACUCGGCGCAGAUAUUUGGUCGAUAACACUCGAUCCAAGGCCUGAAGGAGGACCGUUCGACAUUAGAGUAGAAGAAAUCCUCUCAAAUGGGACACUUCUGACAAUCACACUUCAUGACGUCUUAUUCGGUGAUGUAUGGAUUUGUUCUGGUCAAUCAAAUAUGCAAAUGACGGUCAGUUUAAUUUUUAAUGCAACCGAAGAAAUUGCCAAUGCUGGUAAUUAUCCAAAAAUACGGCUAUUUACUGCUUCACUUAUCCCAUCAGCAGUACCUGUCGAAGAAUUGUUAGGCAUUAAUCUCAAUUGGUCUGUUGCAUCGCCAUCAAGUGUUGGUGGGCCUAAUUGGAAUUACAUGUCAGCGGUGUGUUGGCUCUAUGGACGUAUGAUACAUGAAGCUCUAGGUGGUCGACCCAUUGGUCUCAUUGCUACAAGUUGGGGUGGAACACCGGUCGAGUUUUGGAUGCCACCCAGUGCAUUACAUGAAUGUAAUGAUACAACUUCUGUACAGAAAAAUGAAAUUAUGACAGCACAGUUUACCGACCGAUCUUUUACUGCUCCACCAGUAAAUCAUUCCAAUUUAUUCAAUGCUAUGAUCUAUCCAUUUACACGUAUGGUUAUCUAUGGUUCGAUAUGGUAUCAAGGUGAGGCGAAUGCCGGCAAUCCAACAUAUGCUUGUAAGUUUGCAAAAAUGAUUGAAUCCUGGCGACAAAUAUGGAAUCAACGCACUAAUGGCACGACUGAUCUUCAAUUUCCAUUCGGUUUCGUCCAACUAUCGACAUCCACAAACGACAGUCGAGUUAUUGGAGGUUUUCCAAUGCUUCGUUGGCAACAAACAUUUAACGUUGGUUAUGUACCGAACAAUGUUGUUCCCAAGGUCUUUAUGGCUGUUGCGUUAGACCUACGCGAUGAUCCUAAUGGUAUUCAUCCUCGAACGAAGCAUGAUGUGGGCUAUCGUCUUUCCCGUGCUGGUCUUGCUGUUGCCUACGGACAAUCAGUUGAAUUUCAAGGUCCAAUUGUACAAAGUGUUGCUUAUACAAGUGGUGGUCAGACUGUGAAUAUUGCUUACACUGCUGUAUCAAGUAUUGAACUACGUAAUCCUGCUGGAUUUGAAGUUUGUUGUCAAGGCAGUCAAUGUUCCAACGAUGCCUUAUGGGUUCAAUCGAGUGUUUCAGGCAAAAGUGGAUUAACCAUAACAUUGACCGUUCCAAGUUCGUGUGUUGGAAAACAACUUUACGGUCUUCGUUAUCUCUGGCGCGAAACACCGUGUUUAUUCAAACAAGCAGCAAUUUACAGUGGAACAGAUGCCAAUUUACCCUCUCCACCCUACAUCAAAUUCUUCUAA